AUGUCCACUCAUUCUGGGAGCUCAAGAGAAUCUUCUCCUGAGCGAGAGGAGUUUCAAGACACCAAGACUGGAGAGACCAAGUCUAAGGAUACACAGCUCAAGGACGAGGUGCCCCAGGUCAACGUCGUGGCUCCUGAUGGGAGCUCUCAACAGCAGCAAUUGCCUCCACCCUCACCCACUGGCUCAACAUCUGAGAACAACAAGAAUAAUGAAACCAAGAAACGUUCUCCUAGAACAACCUCAAAGGCCACCCUUGCAGAGUACAUGUGUCGUCUCCAGUCUCAAGAAGACCGCAUUGAGAGCAUCAAGGACAUGCUCGCCUCAAUUGCCAACCAGGAGGAUCCAGGCGUGGCCAUGUACGAGUACUGGUCAACGCACCUGCAGCAACUCUUCAAGGAGUUUAAGGAGGAGCACACUCGACUUGAAGCAGGCUGCCCUUCUACUCUGCAUGACCAUGCCUACUUCAGCCAACGCCCACUAUACACAGCAGAAGGGUGGUUUCAUCGAGCUUCUCUACAAUUGGCAGUGCUCAAGGAAAAACUCAAGGCCAGUGGCAAGUUCAUCUCUCAUCAGCCCAACUCAAGCUCAACCUCAACGUGCAAUGACAAGUCUCGCCCAAAAUUGCCAGAAAUUAAGUUAAUUAAUUUCUCUGGCUCAUAUGCUGAUUGGCCUUCAUACAAGGAAAUGUUCAAGACGAUGAUUUUGGACAACGAUCGCUUGAGCAACGUAGAGAAGCUUCACUAUCUCAGAGGCUCACUGAGCAAAGAGCCUUUGCAGGUAAUUCAAGGCCUACCUCUGUCAGGUGACUCUCUCACAGCUGCUUGGGAGAUGCUGUCAAAGCGCUACGAAAACAAGAGAUACAUCAUCCAAUCAUACCUGGAUAUGCUCAGCAAUACGGCUCCUGCUCAAGCCAAAAAUGCAGCCUCAUUGAACUUGCUCACCUCAAGCUUUGCUAAAGCUCGCCAAGCCUUGCUCACUCUCACGGACAAGGAGAAAUUGGCAGAUUUGAUGUUUGUUUCUCAACUGGUGAGAUUGCUCGAUCGACCAUCAAAGGAGGCAUGGGAAACUCACACUAUUGGCCUGGAAGGUGACUGCUCCUUUGAUCAACUGUAUGAAUUUCUAGUUUCCCGUAUUCGAGCAAUCGAGCGAGUAGAUGGCAGAGAGUCAGCCAACUCGCCAGGGUCUUCGCCAUCAAAGCACGUGAAAGCGAACGUAGGCACGCUCAAACCUAAAUCACCAACGAAUAACUCAUCAAAGGCUCCUUCAAGUAAGAAGCAGGAUACGUCGUAUCCCUGCUCUCUGUGUGAAGAUCCAGGACACUUCAUCGUAGCAUGCCUGCGCUUCAAGAAUCUCUCAUUAGAAGAGCGCAGAAACGUCGUUGUAAAAGAGCGACUCUGCUACAACUGCCUUGGACGGCACUCGGUGCGUAAUUGUAAAUCAUCUAUACGCUGCAAGGUGUGUGGUCAAUCACACCACACAAUGAUUCAUCAAGAGGCCGACAAUUCCAACAAAGUAGAUGCUAAUAACGCCAAGCUUAGCCAUCACGGAUCAGUACACAGCAACGGCGGUUCAUUGCUCGCCACAGCUAUGGCUCACGUCGUCCACGCUCACGGUACUCAUUUAGUGAGAAUUCUCAUAGACCCUGGCUCAGAAGUCUCAUUCGUGACAUCUCAUGUUGUUGAUAUGCUUGCCUUGAAACGAGUACACUCGUCAGUGCCUGUCUCGGGAAUAGGAGGCUGUCACUCAGCUCAUACUCGAGGCAAAGUGACAAUUGCACUCAAGUCGAUGCAUCGAGACUUGACUGUGCAGUUCUCAGCAGACAUCCUCAACAAAAUAAGCUCAGCUGUUCCAUCAACGCCUUGUGACGAAAGCCAAUGGUCACAUCUCAAUGGCUUGAACUUAGCCGAUCCCUCGUUUGGACAGCCACGUCAUGUCGAUGUAUUAAUCGGAGCGGAUGUCUACCCAUCAAUCAUUAAGCCAAACAUUAUCUAUGGAAGCUCAGACGAGCCUAUGGCACAACUCUCAAUUUUUGGCUGGUUGGCAGUUGGCCCCAUUGGUGGUGUGCCAAUUAGAGUAUAUCGAAGCUUGCAAGCUUCGACCUCUCAAGAUGAUUCAAAUCUCGACGAUCUACUCACUAAGUUCUGGACACAAGAAGAAGUUCCAGUCUCAGAAAAUGCAUCACUCACCCACGAAGAAGCUCUCUGUGAAAAUCACUUUGUCACCACUCAUUCAAGAGACUCUACUGGUAGAUAUAUAGUACGAUUACCAUUGAAGCAACCUGCAUCAGUACUAGGCGAUUCAUUCACUCGAGCUCGUGCCUGCUUGAGAAGCAUACUCGCAAAGCAAGACAGAGAUCCAGAGUAUAAGGAGCUUUACAAAGCUUUUAUGCAAGAAUAUGCGCAGCUGGGCCAUAUGACGCAAGUGUCAUCGAAGCCUUCGACUGCCCCUGCCUAUUAUCUGCCACAUCAUGGUGUGCUGAAACUAGACAAUGUCACGACCAAAUUGCGUGUCGUAUUCAAUGGAUCUGCUGCUACUUCAUCAGGACAUUCUCUCAACGACAUCAUGUAUGCGGGUCCGAAUCUCUUGCUCAACAUCGUCGAUGUGCUCAUCUGGAUUCGCUCAUUUCGACUGUUAUUCGCUACUGACAUCACAAAAAUGUACAGGCAAAUUCUCGUUGAUGAAAGAGAUGUCGAUCUCCAGCGCAUAGUUUGGAUCGACGAGAAAUCAAAUGAAACUCAUUGGCAGCUCAAAACAGUCACGUAUGGGACCAGGGCAGCUCCAUACCUAGCAGUUCGCUCAUUGCUGCAGCUUGUCAAGGACGAAGGUCACAGAUUUCCUUCAGCAAUUGACUCUCUCACCAAAGGACGAUAUGUAGAUGAUAUUUUUGGUGGAGCAGACAGUGACGAGCAGCUCAAACACGUAGCACAAGACUUAACGAAUCUGUGCUUGGCAGGCGGAUUCCCGUUGGCAAAGUGGAGCUCAAACAGCGAAUCCUUUCGUGCUGAUCUGCCUGACAGCAACAGAUCAACCACCAUAUCCUUGGACGACUGUAAAGCCAAGAUCCUUGGACUUUACUGGGACACUCAUGAAGAUUCGCUCAAGUUCAAAGUCAUGGUGCCGCCGCCUCAAAGAAACAUUUCGAAACGCUCUAUUCUUUCAGAAGUUGCUCAAAUAUUCGAUCCCCUAGGCAUCAUCUCACCUGUCACCAUCAAAGCAAAAGUCCUCCUACAAGAACUGUGGCUUCACAAACUCACAUGGGAUGAACCAGUGCCAGAAUCCAUUCGAGCAAGAUGGAUACUCAUGAAACAAGAUUUUCGUCGCUUGAAUACGCUGUCACUGCCUCGGUGGCUGAAUACUUCAAGUGAUGCGACAAUACAGUUACAUGGUUUCUCUGACGCUUCUCAGUUUGCCAUGUCCGCUGUUUUAUACAUAAGAGUGCACUCACAGGUGACAGGCUACUCAUCUCACUUUUUAUGCUCCAAGACAAAGGUGGCACCGCUCAAAAAUCUCUCAAUUCCGAAGCUCGAAUUGUCGGCGGCUCACUUGCUUGCAAAGCUUACUCGGCAUAUCUUGGAUACGUUUCACUUUCAUGUUCAUUCAACGCACCUUUGGACAGACUCUCAAGUUACACUCGCAUGGAUUAAGUCUCACGCUUCGCGAUGGAAGGACUUUGUAAGAAACAGAGUUGCGCACAUUCAAGAACUUGUUCCAUCGGCCCAGUGGCGUCAUGUACCAGGCUCUCUCAACCCUGCUGAUUGUGCUUCAAGAGGCGUGACAGUCGAGCAGCUCUCUGAACACAAUCUUUGGUGGCAUGGACCACAGUGGCUACUUGAGAGCGAAGAGCGUUGGCCAACUCAACGAGACAGUUUAGAUAUCGCUAAUGUGCCCGAACAACGAAGA
Trichogramma pretiosum is the source of this 3900-nucleotide messenger RNA. RefSeq lists its product as uncharacterized. The record is from RefSeq and is a predicted model, not a curated record. The transcript has a single exon. The annotation marks the transcript as partial. Lineage: Eukaryota; Metazoa; Arthropoda; Insecta; Hymenoptera; Trichogrammatidae.